CCGGAAGUACUGCUGCGCAUGCGUAUCUACGAAUUACGUAGCUCGAGAAAGUUCGAGAUUUGAAAUUUCAUUGGUGUGGUGAAAAAGUUACUCAACAUUUUAGCUCAUAAAACAUUAUUUACGUGUUCGGUAGUGUUAAUUUAAAGUAAAACCAAGCUAUGUCUGACUGGGAUGAAGUUACAUACCUGAGAAAGAAGGCCCCUAAAUCCGGUGCUUUGAAAUCCGGAUCGGCUAUCGCAGCGGCUCAGAGACAAGGCCUCGAAGUAGAGACCUCGAAAAAGUUUGCUGGAGGUACGAACAGAAAGGCAGUUACCACAAAAGAUACAGCCAAACUUGACAGAGAGACUGAAGAGCUGCAUCAUGAUAAGCUUGGCCUUAGUGUUGGAAAGAUCAUUAUGCAAAGCAGGCAAGCCAAGGAAAUGACCCAGAAGGAUUUAGCCACAAAAAUAAACGAGAAGCCACAAGUUGUGAAUGACUAUGAGGCUGGAAGGGCCAUACCAAACCAACAGGUGCUUGGAAAACUGGAGAACGCUCUUGGAGUCAAGCUACGAGGAAAGGAUAUAGGUCAACCUCGGGGACCAAGAGGGAAAGGCAAGAAAUGAUUGACUGUAUAAAAUGUAGACCACAGACAUUCUCACCAGUGGAUACAUCCAUUUUACAGCGGUUUCAAUGGGCGCUUUAGCAACAUAUAAGAAAGCAUUAAUGCAAUAGAAAAGAUGGAAACUCCAGGAAUUGAUAGUGAAUCUGAACACAAGAAGAGAGGUACUACAGCAAGUGUAAAUUUUAUACCAGAAGAUAGGACUUAAAAAAUGUUUAAAUUUGUAAAAAUGGUGGCGUUGAGACAAGCAAAGGAUAACUCAUUGCAGAGUCUAAAUUCAGCGUAUUCCCGAAAUCUUAAUAUGCAGAUAACACGUGAAAGUACAAUGGAUGCUAAUUAAAUGUUUUUGUAAUUAGCUUUAUUUUUAUAUUUAAGAGCAAGCAAAGAUGCUUUGGUAAUUUUGUUUUAGGUUAUGGUACAACUCAUUGAAUUAUAUAAUGUUUCAUGAUUUUUAUUUUAUCUAAGGGAAAAUAAAGUUCCAUGUUUAAAAUAUCUUUUGUUGUGGUGACACUUUAUAAUGGUUAGCUAUAUGGUAACAAAUGUAGCACCAUUGCAAUGCAAUGUUGGAGACCUUCUUCGAAAUGGGUGCAAUUUAUUCCCACUUUUGUGCACACAAGAGUGCCCGUCGACUUGUGUGUUUCCAUUUUAUUGCAAAAACAUUGACUUGCAUGUUGCUGAUGAAGCGCCUUUUUUAAUAGAUCUCAU
Molecule: messenger RNA, 1303 nt
Organism: Owenia fusiformis
Lineage: Eukaryota; Metazoa; Annelida; Polychaeta; Sabellida; Oweniidae
Source: the annotation of a GenBank genome assembly